Arachis stenosperma is the source of this 1452-nucleotide messenger RNA. RefSeq lists its product as uncharacterized. NCBI's taxonomy places the organism in Eukaryota, Viridiplantae, Streptophyta, Magnoliopsida, Fabales, Fabaceae. The coding region runs from base 1 to 1452 and encodes 483 amino acids. The transcript is spliced from 11 exons. The record is from RefSeq and is a predicted model, not a curated record.
AUGGUAUACUUUACUGUUGUGUCAAAUCAUGGUAGUUAUAGAACAACUUCUCAUAAAUUCAAAUUGGUUUUUCUUCAUCGAACCACUGUUGUAGCUGUUGAUGAAGAUGUUAUCUCAAAAACUUGUUUCAACAUGUUUUCUUUUUCUGACCUGCUAAACAUGACCCAAGAUUAUGAUUUUUUGGUUGACGUCAUUGAUCUUUUAACUUCGAUGGGAGAAGAGAAAGAAUAUGCAAAAGAGGAAAAAAUCGUGAAAAUGAUCGUGCUGAAAUUAACUUCAAAAAAUCUUAUAAUGCGUUGUGCAUUGUUUGGGGACUAUGUUAAUCAAGUAAAUCAUUUCCUAGUCUCUGGCUAUGUGGAGCAGCUUGUUGUUGUCAUUCAACUUGCCAAGAAUCGUAAUUCGUUGAAUUGUCAAGUAGGUCUCCAAAAUGUGAUGUAUGCCAUUCAAAUGUUAUUUAAUCCUGAUCUUUCUGAAGUUGUUGAAUUCAGGCGGAGUAUGAUUGAGCAAGGUGUCAAAGGUACCCAGCCAUUGUUUAUUGCAAAUGAGGGUAAAGUUGUUUCUUUAAAAGAUAAUUUCAUGCGCUUAACUAGAAGACGCACUAUUAAAGAGCUUCAAGAUAACAAUGAGGAUAUCUAUCCUCAAAAUGGUGCAUACUACUGUGAUUUCUGUGUGAAGCAUAUAACUAAUGUCACUCCGAGAUUUAAAAUUAAAAUAACACUUGAAGAUCAUAGUGGGGAGGGUAUUUUCGUUCUCUUUGAUCGUGAAGCAUCUUAUUUGUUUAAGAAAUCAUGUGCUGACCUGUUUAUUGAGGUUCAAAAAAAUGCAAGUCUUAUAUAUGAGGAUACUUAUCCUCCCAUAUUCCAAGCGCUCAUUAGAAAAAAUUUGCUGCUGAAGGUUGAUAUCAAAGGUGUCGGACUUGAUAAAUUUUUUGGCAUUUUCCGAGUUAGGAGAGUAUGUGAUGAUCCAACCAUUAUUACUAUGUUUGAACUUUCUGAUUAUGAUGCUGAUGAUGAGUCUACUCUAAAAAAGGUUACAUAUACAUAUAAGGAUACUGAUAUUAAGAAUGAGUCAUCAAGCACUUCUAUCAAAAGUGACAAUGUUGCUGUUGAGCCUUCUGGGAUUUUAUCUAAAUCCCCAGUUCUUAUAGAUUUUCUGGCUGAAAAACAACGUGAUGUUUAUGGAGGGAUUGAGGUUGUUGCUUUAAUUAAUGGUGAAAAUGAAAAAGUUGAGAAAACACCCAAGAAUGAUACCUUUAGAGAUGACUUUUCUUCUGAACUAGAUAUAUUGCUUAGCUCACCAGUGAAAAAAACUCAGGAGGUGUUCUCCCAAGUUCUAAAUGCAUGUUUCCACUAUAGAGAGAAGGUUAUUCGUGAAGAUCAUGUUGUCACUUCCAAGGGCAAGAGGAAUUUGAAUCCCCAAUUUGAUGAGGCGGCUAAUGGUCUUCAUCAAUAA